UGUGACGCGCAUGCGCGCUCCGCGUCGAGGCAAACGGACCGCUGGGGAGGCCGCGGAGGGGCAGGCAGCGGGGCCGAGCGCUUGUGCAUAAUAAGCCCAGGCCCGACGGUCCGCCGCUGCCGCCAUUAUGCUGUGGUUCCCUGGCACCAUCCCGGCCGCCAUUGCCGCCGCCAAACAGCGCAGCGCCGUCUUCGUGGUGUUUGUGAGAGGGGAUGAUGAACAGUCCAUAGAGAUGGCUGCCAGCUGGGAGAAUGAGAAAGUGACUGAAGCAGCAACAGAUGGCUUUGUAGCUAUUAAAAUAGAUACCGAAAGUGAAGCCUGCCUGCAGUUCUCCCAAAUCUAUCCUGUAGUGUGUGUUCCAUCCAGUUUCUUUAUAGGAGACAAUGGAGUCCCGUUGGAAGUGAUUGCUGGCAGCGUUUCUGCAGAGGAACUUGUUACAAGAAUUCAUAAAGUCAAGCAGAUGCACACGUUAAAAAAUGAAGCAAUUGAAAGUUCUGUGCCGUGUUCCUCAUCUUUAAAUGGCAUCACAGAGGACUCUCAGUCCCAAACAGCUGAGCUUGCUGAAUCACAGCCUGAAAGGCUAAGUGUAUCCUCAGCUGGUGAAGCAAAUUUGGACCAGACAAAUGUGGAAAGUGACGGAAGGGGGGAAUUGGAGACUACAGAUGACCUUACAGCCAAAGUAGAAAGAGUAACAAAGAAACUUGAAGAAAGAAGAGAAGAGAAAAAGAAAGAAGAAGAACAGAAGGAAAUUAAGAAAGAAGUAGAAAGAAGAAAAAGUGGGAAAGAUAUGUUGGAGUACAAAAGGAAACAAGAAGAAGAACUUACAAAGCGAAUAUUGGAAGAAAGGAACAGAGAAAAAGCUGAAGACAGAGCUGCUAGGGAGCGCAUCAGACAGCAGAUUCAAAUGGAUCGUGCUGAAAGAGCAGCUCGUUUUGCAAGGUCCAAGGAAGAAGCAGAAGCUGCAAAAGCUGCUGCUCUUCAAGCUAAGCAGGCUGAAUUGGAAGCCAGGAAGGAAGCAUCACAGAGGGAAAGAAGUGCUAUAGCAAGAAUUCAGUUUCGCCUUCCAGAUGGAUCCUCUUUUACCAAUAUUUUCCCUUCAGAUGCCCCUUUGGAAGAAGCCAGACAAUUUGCUGCACAGACAGUUGGCAACACAUAUGGCAAUUUCUCAUUGGCGACAAUGUUCCCCAGGAGGGAAUUUACCAAAGAUGAUUAUGGAAAAAAAUUAGUGGACCUGGAACUUGCCCCAAGUGCUUCAGUAGUAUUGUUGCCGGCAGGAAGGCCAGGAACAGCAGUUGUCCAGUCUUCCAGUGGAGAUUUUUGGAGAUUCCUGGGUACUAUCCUUUAUCCACUGAUAGCUGUUUGGCGAUUUAUUAGCAACUUCCUGUUUACGAAUCCUCCUCCUUCCCAGCCUACUGCAAGACCUCAUCAGCAGGAUCACUCAAACCCUUCAGAAUCAAACACUGCAGAAUCAAGCAGACAAGCAGUCAGGAAACGAGUAUUGGAAAAGCGGGGUGACGAAUUCAAAAAAGAAGGCAAAAUCUAUAGACUGAGAACUCAGGAUGAUGGAGAAGAUGAUAACAAUACUUGGAAUGGAAAUUCAACCCAACAGAUGUAGUUUUUAUGAGUAAACUGUGCAUAGUAAUCAUUGAUUUCCCCCUUUGAUUUAGUUUAAUCCUUCUGCUGCACAAGUGGGCUUGUAUGAGUAUGCUGCCUGCAUUAUGCCAUAUUCCUGUCAUAGCACAUGGAAUAAGGUGUUAAUUGUGUAGCUGGAUACUGCAACUGUAACUACUGCCAAAAGCUCAAAGAAUGUAAAAAAAUCCCCAUCUUCCAUCAGCUUUCAGAAUUUCAUACUUACUAGCACUGUUGUCAUCUGAAGGCACUUUUUAAUCUAUAUAAAUCUUGGAACAAAUCAGAAGUCCAGAUUAAAAUGAGAGUCUGACUAGCAGAAGCAUAAUACCUUGCAAAUUGGAUAACUUAUUUUUUCCCCUUUAGUGCUUCUGCAACUACAAGACUAUACUGGUAGUUUUUAAUCUCAGAGCAUUCAAUA
Molecule: messenger RNA, 2047 nt
Organism: Zootoca vivipara (common lizard)
Lineage: Eukaryota; Metazoa; Chordata; Lepidosauria; Squamata; Lacertidae
Gene: UBXN4
Product: UBX domain protein 4
Biological process (GO): ERAD pathway
Cellular component (GO): endoplasmic reticulum
Molecular function (GO): protein binding
Source: RefSeq, a predicted model, not a curated record